Zalophus californianus (California sea lion) is the source of this 4256-nucleotide messenger RNA. RefSeq names its product tetratricopeptide repeat domain 26 (gene IFT56). The transcript is spliced from 18 exons. Bases 129 to 2054 code for a protein of 641 amino acids. Gene Ontology annotation, biological process: intraciliary anterograde transport; intraciliary transport involved in cilium assembly. Gene Ontology annotation, cellular component: ciliary base; ciliary basal body; intraciliary transport particle B. Gene Ontology annotation, molecular function: protein binding; intraciliary transport particle B binding. The record is from RefSeq and is a predicted model, not a curated record. NCBI's taxonomy places the organism in Eukaryota, Metazoa, Chordata, Mammalia, Carnivora, Otariidae.
GACCAGGCCCCUGAAGCCAAACGACCACCUCGCUACAACCACACCAAAACCAGAUUGGGAGACGCCAGAAGGGAUAAGAUGAUCAAAAAAGGAAAUAUUAUAGCUGACCUAAUCCGUAAUCAGUCAGCAUGACCCAAGGCCCUGAGACCCUUACCCUGAAUUCUCACCCUUUAAAAACCCCUGCUUGUAAGCCACUGUGGAGUUUGAGACUUUUGAGCAUUAAUUCCCUCCUUCUUCUGGGUGGCGCCACAUCAAUAAAUAGCCUUUCUUCACCUCAAAACCUCCCUCUCUCAGUUGUUACUGGCUUGCUGCUCAUCGGGUGGACGAACCCUCGUUGGGUUCCGUUACAAAGAACAGAGAACGAUGCCCCUCCUCCUAAGGGAAGAACUUCCACUCCUUCGGCGGCGGAAGCGGCCGGAACCAAAGAGCCGUGGGCACCGGUUUUCCUGAGAGCGCUUCUCCGUGACGAACCAGACUCCACCCCCGCAGUGUUGCCGUGGAGACGGAGAGAGCUGUGUGGAUGCGGAGAGGCGCUGAGGCCGGGCCUUUGCUGUCUGUCCCGGGAAGGGGCUCACCGAACCAACACCAAGAUGAUGCUUUCAAGGGCCAAACCUGCUGUAGGCGGGGACCUACCGCACACUGACAAAAGAAAGAAGAAAGGUAGGAAGAUUCCGAAACUAGAGGAGCUACUUUCACAAAGAGAUUUCACUGGAGCUAUUACCCUAUUGGAGUUCAAACGUCAUGUUGGGGAACAAGAAGCAGAUACUAAUCUGUGGAUUGGAUACUGUGCUUUUCACCUGGGUGACUACAAGAGAGCUUUGGAGGAAUAUGAAAAUGCGACAAAAGAGGAAAAUUGCAAUCCUGAAGUCUGGGUGAACCUAGCCUGUACCUACUUUUUUCUCGGGAUGUAUAAACAAGCUGAAGCCGCUGGAUUUAAAGCUCCAAAAAGCCGACUUCAAAACCGCCUCCUCUUCCACUUGGCUCAUAAGUUUAAUGAUGAGAAGAAGUUGAUGAACUUUCAUCAGAAUCUUCAGGAUAUCACAGAAGAUCAACUCAGUUUGGCCUCAAUCCACUAUAUGCGAUCUCACUACCAAGAAGCUAUUGAUAUUUAUAAGCGAAUACUCCUAGAUAACAGGGAAUACCUUGCCCUCAAUGUAUAUGUGGCCCUAUGUUACUACAAGUUGGAUUACUAUGAUGUGUCUCAAGAAGUUCUGGCAGUUUACCUUCAGCAAAUUCCUGAUAGCACCAUCGCACUCAAUCUUAAGGCCUGUAAUCAUUUUCGCCUUUACAACGGCAAAGCAGCUGAGGCAGAACUGAAAAGCUUGAUGGACAACGCUUCUUCUUCCUUUGAAUUUGCUAAAGAACUCAUCAGGCACAAUCUGGUUGUUUUCCGAGGAGGUGAAGGGGCUUUGCAGGUGUUGCCUCCCCUGGUUGAUGUCAUUCCUGAAGCUCGGUUAAACUUAGUGAUUUACUACCUUCGUCAAGAUGAUGUACAAGAAGCUUAUAACUUAAUUAAGGAUCUGGAACCUACUACUCCUCAGGAGUAUAUCCUCAAAGGAGUAGUCAAUGCGGCCCUUGGCCAGGAAAUGGGUUCGAGGGACCAUAUGAAAAUUGCCCAGCAGUUCUUCCAGCUGGUGGGAGGGUCAGCGAGUGAGUGUGAUACAAUACCUGGGAGGCAGUGUAUGGCUUCCUGUUUCUUUCUGCUUAAGCAAUUUGAUGAUGUCUUGAUAUACCUCAACUCAUUUAAGAGUUACUUCUACAAUGAUGACAUCUUUAACUUUAAUUAUGCCCAAGCCAAAGCUGCAACAGGCAAUACCAGUGAGGGUGAAGAGGUUUUCCUUUUAAUCCAAAGUGAGAAGAUGAAAAAUGAUUACAUUUACCUCAGUUGGUUAGCUCGGUGCUAUAUCAUGAACAAGAAACCAAGACUAGCCUGGGAACUUUAUCUCAAGAUGGAAACCUCUGGCGAGUCCUUUAGCCUCUUACAGCUCAUUGCUAAUGACUGCUACAAGAGAGACCCUUCGAGAAGUGCUCCAUUUACUGAGAAGCACAGGUAACACCCAAGUGGAGUACAUCAUCCGGAUCAUGAAGAAAUGGGCCAAAGAAAACAGAGUGCCUGUCUAAAAUAGCUCCAGAGUCCUCGGGAACCAGUCAGCACUUUGAUGUGAAAUUGGAAAUCAUUUUCCUCAAGUUUAAUGUAAGAUGCAGGGCUCUGUUCUUGGACAUUUCCUUCCUUGCCCUUCGAGCCUCAAGAUCAGUGACUGACUUGCUUAGAACGAGCCUCCUGGCUGAACUAAGUGCCAUAGUCCACACUGUGGCCCCUGUAUGAUCCGACUAGCAAUAAGACUUUGGACUUGUCUGGUGCCUUUCUUCCAAAAAUACUCAGAGAACUCUUAUGUAAUUUACUGACUUUAAGGAGAAUGGCAUCAUUUUUUUUAAUAUUGGCAUUCCAUGGCAUUUUCCCCUCGCUGCAAUAACAAAUGCCCUUAAUGCUCAAGAGUCACUAUCAUUCUGUCGUCUUUAUCUUAGUCAUCUGUACAUUAUCCCAUUUUACUGCGGAAUUCCAGAAAGAAUUUUGUAAUGCGUUUCUGAAUCUUGGGAGAACAGAGGUUAUAAGUAGCGAGAUGAUUCUAAGAGUGGCAGUAAGAUCCUUUAUCAAACUCAUUAAUAGAUAAUGGACUUUGGGGAUUACUCUUGCAGUAAUUCUGAUGAUAAAUAACGUGUUACAGUAGAGUAACAGGAGCACUGGAGUUUUUUAAAAGGUGAGUACUAUGAAAAAAAUCUGUGUGGUACAUUUAAAGGCAUUCAAGAGAUAGUAUACAAAUUGCCUUAGUCACUUCUCCAUUAUAUUUUAGGGAACAAAACAGGUUAGGGAUAUUUUUUUUCAUAUACCAUGCUGAAUAAACAUCAAUUUUGAAAGUAGGGCUACAAAGAUUAUGUAUAUGCAGUAUGGCUAUUUAUUAAUAUAGUGAUAAUAAAGCAUGAACUGUGCAGAGCCCUUUGAUGAACCUCCUAAUGGCUGGACUCUGUCCUAAGUCAUAUACCAGCCCCAUGUUUCUGAGUUCUUGCAACAUAAACCUAUUAUACAACUGAGCAGUUUUAGACUCAUGACUCAUUUUUCAGAAAAUAGACAUACAUGUUUUUCUCUACCAGAUUACCUUUGUUUCUUUGUUUGUUUGUUUCUGUUAGUUUAAGGUCCCGAGCAUUACAGGUGUACAAAGUGUAGAGCCAUCCCUAUCCGGCAUGAGAACUGAAAGAAAGUCCUAAUUCCUUGAGCACUACAUACAGCUUGGAGAAUUCACGCCCCCGGCACGCGCUGUGGCCGAGGAAGCUGUACAGAAUGGAGCCGGGAACAUGGCAGGGGAGCAGCCAAGGAGAGAUCAGUGACUUCAGGGAGGCUUUGCUUUCUGGACAGUUGCAAGAGGUCCUUUCAGUUCCUGUCUUUUAUCUUAGACCCAGAUCUAAUCAGUUCAGAGCACAACUGGCUCAAAUAACUGAAUUUUAGAAAACAAAAUUGCAUCAUUUUUUUCAUAUGUCAAAGCUUCUACUUUCUACUUUCCUACUUUUUCAGUAGUUGGUUCUCAGCAUCUAAGGUAUUCAGUGGAUCAGAGCUGGGCAGAACCUGCUAUAAUUUUAGAAUUAUCUUGUGACUCUUACUUAAAAUAUUAGGAAACAUAGUAGUGGAAAAAGACAGAUGGAACACCUCUGUGGCUUUUGGCAAAGAAAUUUGUCUUCCAGUUAAUUGCUAUUAUUUUCAAAUUUCCUAUACUUGAUAAGCUUUUCCAUUGAUGGUGAUUUACUUUUAAACGAGCUUUUGUUGAAUUUAACACUCUCGCGUCUCCCUGCCAUUUUCCUGUCUUUUGGGAAAAGCAGAUACUCCAAACGUAGCAAUUCCUGGAAUUUUAAACUAAUUUUUAAAAAGUUUUUAAUCUAUAGAAGUGAGCCAAAAAAGCAUAAGGACUAGUUUAAGAGGGGUACCAUCCAAUUCUGUUAGUAAGGAUAGCUACUUCUGAACUGUGUCGGCAGGGUCUCAAGAUUGCAGAGUCGUGCUGCAGGGCAGUUUCUCUUACGUGUGAUGAUACAGGAGAGAAGGGGGAUGCAGGCUGAGGAAUGUAGUGUCAUGUACACAGUUCAGAACAUCCCUGUACCAUGUACAGUUGGUAGCAAAGAUUACUUGCAAAUGGAAAACAUUUUUAAUUAUUUUUGUAUUUCAAAAGAAUUAUUAUAUUGUACUGUAAAAUACCCAAAUUAAAGUUUAU